Zychaea mexicana is the source of this 3390-nucleotide messenger RNA. RefSeq lists its product as uncharacterized. Bases 1 to 3390 code for a protein of 1129 amino acids. Gene Ontology annotation, biological process: post-Golgi vesicle-mediated transport; intracellular protein transport; endocytic recycling. The transcript is spliced from 12 exons. Lineage: Eukaryota; Fungi; Mucoromycota; Mucoromycetes; Mucorales; Lichtheimiaceae. Gene Ontology annotation, cellular component: plasma membrane. Gene Ontology annotation, molecular function: magnesium ion binding; ATPase-coupled intramembrane lipid carrier activity; ATP binding. The record is from RefSeq and is a predicted model, not a curated record.
AUGUUCUGGCGAAGGCGAAACACAGCGGAUCAAUCCCCUCGAACAAUAUAUUUAAACGAACCCGCACGAAACGGAGAGCAAAAGUUUAUCGGCAAUCGUGUAUCCACGGCCAAAUACAACCUAGUCACCUUUCUAUUCAUCUUCCUCUACGUCGAAUUCAGUAAAGCCGCCAACAUCUUUUUCUUAUUCAUUUCAUGUAUUCAGCAAAUCCCCGACGUAUCACCCACCUCUCGAUAUACCACGCUCGUACCACUCAUCAUCGUUUUGCUCAUCACUGCGGUCAAGGAGAUCAUCGAAGAUUAUGGUGUUCAUAAAUCAGAUCGCGAACUGAACGCUCGUAAAUGUAAAAUCCUGGAAGGAUCACAAUUUGUAGACAAGCGCUGGCGAGACGUCAAAGUGGGAGACAUCUGUCGGAUCGAAAGUUCAGAGUUCUUUCCGGCCGACUUGGUUAUUCUGAGCAGUUCGGAGCCAGAAGGUCUCUGCUAUAUCGAGACAAGUAAUUUGGAUGGUGAAGUGAACUUGAAAAUUAAGCAAGCCUUACCAGAAACUGCCAAAUUUAUUUCACCAGCCGACGUAGCUCGGAUCCAGGGCUACAUCACAUCCGAACAGCCAAACAACAGAUUAUACAAUUAUGACGGUACACUUACAUUGCAAACCGACGGAAGGAGUCAGGAUUAUCCGUUGGAUCCGAACAAGGUGCUUUUACGCGGUGCUCAAUUACGGAAUACGAGCUGGGUCUAUGCCAUUGUUGUGUUUACGGGUCAUGAAACCAAGCUCAUGCUCAACUCCAGUAAAAAGCCUACGAAAGCCUCUAAUGUAACACACAUCACGAACCGCAAUAUUUGGUAUUUGUUUACGAUGCUUGUUAUUAUGAGUAUCAUGUGUUCGGUCGGAUACCUUGCUUUAUCGAUGCGAGAUUUCGAUCAACUUGGAUAUCUUGCGCUCUCCGCUUCAGAACGUGGCCGUGAAUUUGGCUUUAAUAUCUUGACGUUCAUGAUCUUGUUCAACAGUUUUAUUCCAAUUAGUUUAAUGGUUACCAUGGAAAUCGUCAAGGUUGUCCAGGCAACACUCAUCGGAAAUGACCUUGAUAUCUACUAUGACAAAACCGACAUGCCAGCAGUUGCAAGGAGCAGUGGCUUGAUUGAGGAACUGGGACAGGUAGAAUAUGUGUUUUCCGACAAGACAGGAACGUUGACAUGUAACCAAAUGGAGUUUCGUGAAUGCUCCAUUGCUGGAUUGUCCUACGCGACCAAAGCCGAUCCUGAUCGACAGCCAAAGUCCGACAAUGACAGCGCUGGCCAAUACUCAUUCCGACAGCUCGAAAGCCAUCUCACGACAUCAAUGCAUGCGAACGUGAUCCACGAAUUUCUUUCUGCGUUAAUGACGUGUCAAACAGUGAUACCAGAAACAAGUGAGGAAACAGGCGAGAUUGUCUACCAAGCAUCAUCUCCAGAUGAAGGAGCACUCGUGACGGGCGCGCGCGAUGUUUUUAAAUACAACUUUUAUGCACGACGACCACAUUCGAUCAACUGCAAAAUCAACGAGCAAGACGUCGAAUACCAGAUUUUAAACGUGUGUGAAUUCAACUCGACGCGAAAGCGCAUGUCAGUAAUUAUCCGCGAACCCAAUGGUAAAGUUAAACUCUAUUGCAAGGGAGCAGAUACGGUGAUUUUAGAACGUCUGGGAAAGAACAACACCUUUGUCGACGCCACACUGCAUCAUCUCGAGGAAUUUGCUUCAGAGGGUCUCCGUACACUCUGUUACGCCAUGAGGGAAAUUCCAGAGGAAGAGUAUGCGCGCUGGGUGCAGAUUUACGAUAAAGCAGCAACAACGUUGACGAAUCGUGCAGAGGAACUCGACAAGGCAGCAGAGGUGAUCGAAAAGGACAUGUUCUUGCUCGGUGCUACGGCUAUUGAGGACAAGCUGCAGGAUGGCGUACCCGACACGAUCCACACGCUGCAUGAAGCCAACAUCAAAGUUUGGGUGCUUACGGGUGAUCGACAGGAGACGGCCAUCAACAUCGGCUACAGCUGUAAACUUUUGACAGAGGAGAUGGAUUUGAUCAUAUGUAACGCUGAAAACCAUGAAGCUACCCGAGAGUUUUUGGAGAAGAAACUUGCGGAUGCCCAAACGCAAGAAUCUUCAGGAAGCACUGAGCCUCUUGCUCUUGUCAUUGAAGGAAAAUCACUGACAUUUGCACUAGAAAAGGACCUUGAAAAGACAUUUUACGAACUAGCAAUCAAAUGCAAGGCCGUAGUAUGCUGUCGUGUAUCCCCACUUCAAAAGGCUCUGGUCGUCAAGUUGGUAAAAAAGUUUUCGAAAUCGAUCUUGCUUGCAAUUGGCGACGGCGCAAACGACGUUUCCAUGAUUCAAGCAGCACACGUUGGUGUGGGCAUCAGUGGCGUCGAAGGUUUACAGGCAGCGCGAAGUGCAGAUUUCAGUAUCGCCCAAUUUCGCUUUUUGCGCAAGUUACUGCUGGUUCACGGAUCUUGGGCUUACCAGCGUCUGAGCAAGAUGAUCUUUUACUACUUUUACAAAAAUGUCGCAUUGUAUCUCACACAAUUUUGGUAUACCAUAUUCAACGGAUUUUCUGGGCAAACACUCUACGAAUCUUGGACCAUGUCUUGCUUCAACGUUAUUUUCACUAUUCUACCGCCUAUGGUGAUUGGUAUUUUUGAUCAGUUUGCAGCAGCACGGUUGCUCGACAAAUAUCCUCAAAUGUAUAUGCUUGGCCAAAGCAACGAAUUCUUUAACCAAAAGCGAUUUUGGGGCUGGAUUCUAAAUGCCGUAUAUCAUUCUGCUUUAUUAUUCUUUAUUGGUAUGGCAGCAUUCAUGAAUGAUGCCGACUUUGAGAAUGGAUGGACAGGAGGUCACUGGUGGGUCGGUACAACCAUUUUUUCGGCUACACUUGCGACUAUCUUGUACAAGGGAGCGCUUAUUACAGACAUGUGGACAAAGUAUGCUAUGAUUGCCAUUCUGGGAUCAUUAGUGAUCUGGUUUGUCUUCUUACCGUUUGUUGCUUAUGUGGGCCCCAUGCUUCCAUGGGGCAUUUUCCUCGAGUACGUGGGUAUCGUGCCUCGUCUAUAUGGCAAUGUCAAUUACUGGCUGUUUGUCAUUCUAGUCCCUUUCGUAUGCAUUUUGCGCGACUACCUAUGGAAAUACUAUAAACGCAUGUAUCGAACUCGAAGCUAUCAUUACAUUCAAGAAAUUCAGAAACUCAAUUUGCCUGAUUAUCGACCACGUAUGGAUCGAUUCCGACAAGCUGUCAACAAGGUUCGCAAGAUCCAGCGUCUCAAGCAAUCUCGAGGUUACGCAUUCUCUCAAAGCGAUACAGACCAGGGUAAAAUCAUUAGAAUGUACGAUACAACCCAACAAAAACCCACGGGUUAA